AUGCUCUCUCAAACGUCUAGCACUUCCACUGCUCAGCCUGCCUCACCAAGACUGGACCCGUCCGAUGGCCAGCAGGAAGCAGUCAAGUUCCGGGUCUGUGAUCAUUGCAGAAUCACGCCGAGACACAGAAAGAAGACAAAAUGUGAGCUUCAAGCGCGUCAGAUGCGUGGACGUGUUCGCUUGCUGAUUUCUCUCCAGGUGACAUGGUCCGCCCGGCCUGUGGAACCUGCCGGUCCCGCCAUGCCGUUUGCACCUACAGCAGGCGAAGAAGAAAACCUGGUAUUCCUCGACACUCUGAGUAGGAUUGUUGGGUAUGACGGUAGCUGA
Fusarium odoratissimum NRRL 54006 is the source of this 327-nucleotide messenger RNA. RefSeq lists its product as uncharacterized. The record is from RefSeq and is a predicted model, not a curated record. Lineage: Eukaryota; Fungi; Ascomycota; Sordariomycetes; Hypocreales; Nectriaceae. The transcript is spliced from 2 exons. The coding region runs from base 1 to 327 and encodes 108 amino acids.